Messenger RNA from Paracoccidioides lutzii Pb01, 615 nucleotides. RefSeq lists its product as hypothetical. The record is from RefSeq and is a predicted model, not a curated record. The transcript is spliced from 3 exons. Bases 1 to 615 code for a protein of 204 amino acids.
AUGGGACAGCCCAACCAUGAGUCGAGAUGCCUAGGCUCAGUGAUUGUUGAUCGUCUACGGAGUCCACGGAGUCGUCAAAAUACUACAAUUCCAAGCUUUUUGGCUCUCGCCUGGGUCGCCUGCGUGCCCCUGGUUGGGCAUUUCUACUGCGCUGUGCUCCUUAAACGCCCUCGCAACCACCCAGCCAGCGCCACUUUAACCCUCUGGCGACAACAUGGCGAGCACCUCCAUGGUCCAAAAGCUCCAUAUAAAAUGAUUCACAUGGAAAUCCUCGGAUACUACCAGGCCCUCGGCGGGUCCUGUUCCCAUGAGUCUGCCCCAUAUGCCCUCAGCCGCGGGGUGAAAGUCAACCCGCACGCCGAGUUGCGAGAUUCCAGGGCCCAGUCGCUAGGCUGUCCGCUAGAAGCCAAUAUGUAUUAUUUUAAGGGUUCCUCAGGAGUCGAUUUCGAAGUCUUGGGGCUUAUUUUUGCUGGUUCUUUACGGAAUCGGAGGCCCAGCGUCCAGGGUAAGAGUUAUGCGGAGAUUAAAGUGUUUGACCACGGUAUGGUGACGCUAAGAUCUAGUUGCUGGGAUUCACAGAUCGUUAAUCCUGGCCCUAUCUCGGCUGCACCGUAG